AGAUCAAGCACGAACCACUCGAAUCGUCUUCAAGCCAUCUCUCUGCCCGUGUGCUGCUUCCCUGAUCAACCAUGGGUGGCGGCCACGACAUGGGCGGCAGCCACAACGGUGGCGUGAAGGGGUUCGUGUCCAACCUCGUCGGCGGCAGCAAAGGCCACGGGUACGGGUACGGCCAGCAGGGCCACGGUGGCUACGGAAGCAGCUACGGACACGGCGGCUACGAGCAGGGGUACGGCGGCCAUGGCCAGCAGCACGGCGGGUAUGUGCAGCAGGGGCACGGCGCCUACGAGCACGGCUACGGUGGCGGGCAUGUGCAGCAGCACGGGCAUGGCCACGGCCACGAGCACGGGUACGGCAGCCACGGAUACGGCGGCCACGAGCAGCACGGGUACGGCGGCGGCCAUGUUCAGCAGCACGGCUAUGGACAUGCCGCCGGCGCCUACCCUCCGCACGGCGGCUACCAGGCGCACGGCUACGCGCCGGCGGCGUACCCCUCGCACGGCUCUCACCACGGCGGCGGCCACAUGGGAUCGUACCACACCGGGCACGGCGGCGGCUACGGCCACGGCCACGGCGGGAAGUUCAAGGCCGGCAAGCACGGCAGGAAGUGGAAGUGA
Molecule: messenger RNA, 617 nt
Organism: Lolium rigidum
Lineage: Eukaryota; Viridiplantae; Streptophyta; Magnoliopsida; Poales; Poaceae
Product: glycine-rich cell wall structural protein 2-like
Exons: 3
Coding region: 72-617 (181 amino acids)
Source: RefSeq, a predicted model, not a curated record